Molecule: messenger RNA, 5120 nt
Organism: Macrobrachium nipponense
Lineage: Eukaryota; Metazoa; Arthropoda; Malacostraca; Decapoda; Palaemonidae
Product: potassium channel subfamily K member 10-like
Exons: 9
Coding region: 989-3034 (681 amino acids)
Biological process (GO): potassium ion transmembrane transport; stabilization of membrane potential
Cellular component (GO): plasma membrane
Molecular function (GO): potassium ion leak channel activity; outward rectifier potassium channel activity
Source: RefSeq, a predicted model, not a curated record
CUCUCUAUGCAGUGGCGGGAAGAGUCUACUAGGCACGUUCACCGUCCCUUUAUUUUCCGACGGAUUUUAAGUGCUUUUAACCCCAUUAUUUUAAAAAGGUGGAUGUUUUAAAAAGUGGAUUAACGACUUUUAUCUCAACCGUCCUCCUCGCGAUGAUUUCAUCGGCUGGCGUCCACGGUGAAAGUGGCAGCUACUUCGCGAACGGGGUCCUGGACGCAAAAACUCCUGGAGAGACAGGGUAGAGGUUGCGUCACGAUUUAGGGAAAAAGAAUCCUCCUGCCACCUCCACCUAUCACGUCCUAGAUCUAGUUAACAAUCAAGAAGCCACUGUGACGUCACCAGUGCUUGGAUGAGGGGUUCAUUUCAAUCCUGCAAAGAUCCAAACGAGAACCCCUCAGACGGACACCAACCGCUGUGGAGUGAACGUUGUCUUCAGCGUCGGUCUCCACGUAGAGAAACAAUUAGUGUCAAUUUCUUUGUGAGUAGAGACAUAAAAAAAAAAAUUAAUCUCGUCGACUUCUUUUAAUUUAACGUGUCAAUUUUCAAUUUGUUUGUGGUUAGAGACAUAAAAAUAAUCUCGUCGACUUUUUUUUUUUUAAUUUACCGAGUGAUAUUUGCCUGAAAUUCAUCUUCUACCGAGUUAUUUGUGCUGAAGGACGUGUGAAGUGGCUUUGAAUGAGGCUUAUUUGACGGGACAAAUCCGUUCAUACAUCAUACUCGACAUCCAGAGGGAUGCAUAUCACGUCCAGAGAGAUUUCCGCCAGUGCAAGAACGCAUUGGUACUGAACUGCGUGGCUAAUAACACGCUGUUGAACGAAUUUUGGCGCACGAGGAGAAAGGAGAUAUAAAAAAAAGACAGUUAAUAUAAUACGUCAUUGCUGCAACUUAGCAAAACACGACGCUCUAUUAAGACAAUAAACCCCCGUGAAAAUUACACCAAAGAUUUAUUGGACGAAAAACAGCUCGUGUCAACAAACAGCAAAGCAAAAUGAUGAGCUACAGGCAGUGGUUCGUGCUGUUCCUGAUAUACCUAGUGUUCAUGCUGGUUGGUUCAGUCGUGUUCAUGUACCUGGAGGUGGAUAACGAACUGGCGGACAGGCAAGAGUUGCAGGACCUCAAGAGGAAAGUCAUAGAUGUGGUGUCGAAUCUGCCGAACGCGACGAAAACUGACGUGGAGGCCAUACUCCUCGACGUAGGGCACAGCUGCGACCACGACUUCUUACAUCUCGUGGAGGAUGAACCGCUCACCUGGUCGCUGUGGAAUUCGUUCUUCUUCACCUUCACCGUCAUUACCACCAUAGGUUUUGGCCACAUGUCCCCAGCGACCGCCUGGGGGAAAAUUUUCUGCAUCCUGUACGCUACGGUGGGCGUCCCGCUCAACGGCAUAGUCAUAGCCACUUUGGCUGAUUUCUUCUCAGCAAAAGUGGUCAAUUCGCGCGUGAGAGCCAGGGCCAAGCGCUACCAGUCAUCCUGGCUGGCUGUAGCAGCCGAUACCAUCUGCUAUCUCUUGCCAGGAUUUGUCGUCUUCCUGGUGAUUCCUGCCGCCAUCUUGGUAGCAGUAGAGAAAGGAUGGGAUUACCUGGAUUCCUUCUACUACGCGUUCAUCACGCUCACGACCAUCGGCUUCGGAGAUUACGUGUCAGGCCGCCAGGAAACCGACUACGUACUUGUGUGGCUCUACAAAAUCAUAUCCUUUUUCUGGAUCAUCUUCGGUCUGGGGUACAUCAUCGUGACCAUCACAUUCAUUCAGAAGGCCCUGAAAUCUAAGAAGGUUCACAACAUCGAGCGAAGAAUGGCGAAGGUGCUCAAGAAACACGCCAACAAAAUGAAUUCCAAUGUCCACCACGAUCUCAAGCGCCUGAGGAAGGUCGUCAACACCAUUUCGGAGAUGCGAGACCAGGACGACUACCCGCAGGACGGCGAGAAAGCCAGAAACCAGAGCGAGGAGAAGAUGAGGCAGAAGGAGAAGCUCGCCCUGGAACUGGAAACUGAGCAAGAUGCGACCAGCCACGACAGGGCCUUCUAUUCGCACCAGAAUUCGCCUUACUCGAUCAGAGAGUCGCUGAAGCGAACUCGCUCCUCAUCGGAUGCCGGUAUCCCUCUGUCGAAGAGCGAAGGGUUCCUGGCAUCGAAUUCUCUGGGGAACUUCAACAUGUUCCUGGACAUGGUCGAGACCCUCCUGAGGGAACACGAAGCCGACGCCGCCAAGAGGGCAGACGACGAGGCGCGCCAGUUCAUGGACGACACGAGCAGCCGAGAAGACUCCAGCUCCGAGAACUCGGACGAAGAACCGCUGGAGACACCGACGGACGAAAAAAAACAGCGGGACGCGGAGACCGGUUUCAUCAACUUCGUCUGCACCGGUGACGACGACAAGAUCAUCUUCGAAAAGGACGGCGAGAAACCUCCUCAGAAGAGCGACGAAGCUCAGAAUUCGCAGCUGCACAGGAAGCUGAGUACUUUCCUUGGCAUUCCCACCUUGUCGAAUGACGUCACCUGCGUCUCGGCCAAGUCACUCCCGAACGACAAGAUCACGAAAGCCAGCGACCUCAUCGGGAUGAUGGAGAGCUUUGUGAAUCACCAGUCGGUGCCCGACCAGUACGACACUUUCACCGGUUUGGUCAAGGGUACCAACCGUGGCGUGAGUUCCACCGUCCCUGGGCGGUACAGGUUCAUCACGGAGUGCGAGAACAGAGUCCACCUGAAGGACGUGUUCCAGACGGACGCGGCGGCGGCGGCGGUGGUGGCUGCUGCUGACCCAGACGGGAAAACACAGGGCGAGGUGUCGAAUUCUCAAGACCAAGACGACCCGAAAUCGUCAUCAUCAUCAGCCAGCCCAGCCUAUGACGGCCGUCGCUGGUCUGUGAGUGAUCCCUGCGCUUCGCAAAACUCGAAAAAUGGUGAAAUUUUAUUCCAGGAGAGGAACGGUAUAAAGAGCGAACCGUUUCGACUUCCCAAAUGGGUUCAUAGUGAAUCGGACCAAGAGAACAAGAGUGAUUCUGAAGACAGCUCCCCCGACUACUCGCGUCUAUGAAAUGAUGAUGAUGACAAUGAUCUUACAUUGAGCAAGAUGAUGAAAAAGAAAAAUUGUUUAUAAACACCGAAUUCCGUCCACAUCGUUCGUUAUAAAAACAACAAUUUUUGUAUCCACAUCUUUACGGGUUUACUUGAUCAUAUAUUGCGGGAGCAGAAUCACUUACCUGUGGUGCUGCUCGCCGUUGAAUAACUUGGCAGGACAGUUGACAAUUACGGUUGUGAAUUCCGUUGUCUGAAGACUUUCUCAAUUGAGUAUGUUUACUUUCGCGCGGGCAAGAAGACGGUGGUGACGCCCCUGUAAACAAGAAAAGAAUUGGAUGAUGCUGAUGUAUAUACAAAUAUUUCAUUUCUCGUUGGUUUUAAUAUUAAAGUAUCACUCAGCAAUUUAGAGAAAAUAAAAAUCGUAUAAGAUGCGCUUUCAAUAAGUGAUAUCUCCGAUGUUCCUCGCAGUACCAAACUUGUUUCGCAUACUAAAAAAUAAAUAAAUAAACUCAAUAGGUAAAAAUAUCCAGUAGCAUUCAACGUUGUACAAAAUAGUAUGCAGACAAGUUUUUAUUAAUGAGUAUUUAAUACUCGCAAGUAUACGAUGAAUUGUCGACAAUGCAUAAUGUGCCUGUUUUGUUCUUGAUCUGUGUUGAAAGGUCCGACCCCUCGUCUUUAUCCUCCUUGAAUAUGCGGACCCUAAGUUACUUUUGUUUAUUCACUCGAAUUCAGAUAUUAUUUCCUCAUCCAUUAUUUACAGAAGGUUUUAUUGUCAAUUAUUGGCAGUAGUUCAGCGAAAUGAAGAUAGUGUAGAUAGGUAGUUGACUGUGGACUAGUAAAAGUUGUUUUUAGCCGAUCAAUGAUACGUUAGGAAGUAGAAGUAGCUGAAUGCAAGUAAUUUCCCAUUGGAUGACUGAAUCCCAAACCCUAUUUCGCCUGAUCCCUCGUGUUUCUUUCACCAGUCAGCGCAGCAUUGCAUUUUAGAAGGCCAGUGGUUUUAUGUUCUUAGUUAACGCUGUUGUACGCAUAGAAUUAGGGUAAUUCUAAGCCCUCAUUACGCGGUAAAGUAGACUAUGGCGAACGUCAACUGCCAUAGUCCACUUUACCGCGAAAUGAGGGCUUAGAAUUACCAGAGUUAGUUCUUCGAAUAAAUGAUGAAUCCUAUAUAUUCUCACGGUGAUGGUUAGUUCAGUGACGUGACACAAGCGAAUGGUUGGAGAUAUGGAGAGACUCCUUCAUAGAAAACGUAUAAAUUAUGAAGAUGGGGGAUAACUCGCCGAGUCUCAUUACCUCGCACCGAACUCCUGCGGUAUGCUGCAAUUUUCCAAGCGAUGAGUAAGCCUGGUAUGAAAGAGUGGGUGAAUUUUUAUAGGUUUAUUACCAGUAUCACUGUAAAAUGUUACUUGAGGCUUCGCUGAAAGCGUCAGAGAAUGGCAGACUGUGUUGGAAAGGGAAUCCUAGCGAUCUGUUAAAGCGGUGAUAUUCUCGUGCAGUCUAGACUCCUCAGGAAGACUUAUAUACAGUAUUCCAGUUGAACCGUGAAGGCCAGUAUCGUUUCAGACUAAGAGUCAUGAUGAUGUAGUCGUAUCUGGUGAAACAAUUAUACAACGCUGUAGUAUUCAUUUGUUUUUUGUAUGAGACUAUCCUCUCCCGCUGCCUCUUUUAAAUUAAACUGUCGGUUGGCGUCCGUUAUACCCGUCUUGCACCAAACUACUUAAGAUUUACCCCAAGUUUUAAGUUAUUUUUUUAAUCCCACGCUCAACCCUCGUCUUUGACUCAGACCUGGGACCGGGAUGAGUUAUCUGUUGUCACUGUUAUAAGUAAACCUUAAAAAUAAAUAAAUAAAUAAAUAAGCGGAGUUCAUAAGUGCUUAUAAUCAUGACCGUCAAUAUAGUAUAUUCCUCGCCACUCUAUAGGUGAGUGGGCCAUUGCGUUUAUUGUGAUAUGGUAUGAAUUUUUUAAUUGUAGAUGUUUAUCUUAUUAUUAUUAUUAUAUUAUUUUUAAGUUUGUCACAUUCCACUGUAAGCAGUAAAUAAAUAAUGUGAGAUAUAUCAUUCAGAAUGAUACAAAUUAUGUUAUGCAAUAUAUUGAUUUUAUAACAA